This is a messenger RNA of Mya arenaria, 3537 nucleotides long. RefSeq lists its product as uncharacterized. The record is from RefSeq and is a predicted model, not a curated record. The transcript is spliced from 5 exons. Bases 280 to 2253 code for a protein of 657 amino acids. Lineage: Eukaryota; Metazoa; Mollusca; Bivalvia; Myida; Myidae. Gene Ontology annotation, molecular function: zinc ion binding; protein binding.
CACAAUCGGGAAGUUAUAAACAGGAAGUUGUUAGUUUCGUUUUCAAAAUGCUUGUCUAUCCAUGACUUAUGUUCUGUUUUUCAGACACAAUUCAUUUGGUAUCCUGUCCACACCGAUUUUAAUAUGUCGAAAAACGAGAAUUGGACAAAACAGUGAACAAACUUCUUCAUAUUGUACAAAAUUGAUUUGGAAGCCUGUCCACACCGAACAAAGUCUGUCGAAACAACGGGAAUUGGUCGAAACUGAAAACAGAUUUCUCCAUAUUAGGCACUCGGAAGGAUGGAUGCAGUUCCCGGACGAAAGGCACAAAUGGCAUCUGGAUCGGCGCCUGACCUCACCUACUGCCAGCCAUGCGCGGAGGACGGCAAGAAAAUCCUCCCUGAGGCCUUCUGUCCCGUCUGUAAGGAGUUCCUGUGUUCUAACUGUGCCCGAGUACACCGGAACCAGAAAAUAACCAAAAGUCACGCCCUCCAGGACAAGGACAGUAUGCCUUCCUCAUUCCGCGAAGAGAGUGAAGAUGAAAAGUUUACAGAAACAUGUCAGCGUCAUGCUCAAGAGUUCAUAAAAUAUUACUGUCUUAAUCAUGAGACACUUCUGUGUGGAGACUGCUUGGCUGAAAAAGCUCAUCGCUCAUGCAAUAUUGAAAGGAUUUCUCAAGUUGCAAAACGGUACAAGGAGGGUGCAGAAUACAACAGCCUGAAAACAGGACUUGUCCAGACGGCCACUGACAUUGGCAAACUGUCACAUAACAUACAGGUGAUCAUGAAAUCAGUUGACGAAGAAAGCCUUACCAAUAUCAAUGAGCUUCGCAAAUUUAGGACUGAAAUUAACCAGUACCUGGAUAAAAGGGAAAACGAACUCUUGGCAGACAUUGAUCAGAAGAAACGAACAUCUAAGACACUGCUAGAUGAACUGAAAUCAAAAUGCACAAACAUGAAAUCAUCCAUUGAGAAACUAAAGUCGGAGCUACAAGCACAGAACGACAAUAGCAACCAGCUAUUAAUAGUAGGAAAACGAGCUAUGAAAGAGCUGGCAGGUCUCCAGGCAGCCCUGGAAGAUGUGAGCGGGAGGAGUGAAGUUCCCCGAUACAAGUUUUACAGGGACCCCGAAACUGAGAAUUUAAUAGUUUCCGAAAAACCAAUAGGACGGUUGGAAGAGGACGAAUCAACGUCGGCGUUAGGGCAGCAACACCGACAACAGCAAACGAAGCAGGAACAACGACAACAGGAGACGAUGCAACAACACCAAAAACAGAUGAAAGCUGUAUCACAAAAAGGCGAAUCAACUGCUGCUGCAGGGCAGCAAGAACGACAACAACAGAAGGAGCAACAACCACGGCAACUCGAGACUAUGCAGCAACUACAAAAAUACAUGCAAGACGUAUCACCAAAAGCCUUAAACCAGUGCCGAGCAGACCUAAGCCAAUCCCAGUUUAGCAAGCUGCCUGACAUUCCAGUGAAAACGGGAGCCGACACCCGUGAAUGCUUCCUGACCAGUGUGGCCCUCCUGUCCGGAGAAAGGCUCCUACUGGCUGACUGUUACAAUAACUCAGUAAAGCUUGUGGACACCACUACCAACAAGUUGGUGUCCCAGGUGAAACUUCCAGGUAACCCGUGGGACCUGUGUCUCCUGCCUGGGGACAGGGCAGCCGUCACUCUGCCUUUUGAGAAAAAGAUACAGUUCGUAUCUACUCAGGGAAAUGUCACAUUACUGGAUCUUGUUAAAGUAGAUGGACAAUGUCGUGGAAUAGAUUUCUGUGAUGACAACUUGAUAGUGUCCUUCAUCUCCCCAGGCAAGGUUGUGUUGAUGGACAUGAAGGGAAAGGUGAAGAAGAGUGUUGACAAAGACAGCAGUGGAAAACCUUUGUUUCAGGAUCCCUUUUAUCUGAAAGUGACCAGGAAGAGUCAGACUCCUCCGGUCAUAUAUGUCUCAGACAGGGACACCUACACCAUAACCAAGCUGAGCAUCUCACUAGAGGUGCUCCAUACAUACCAUGACCCGAUACUGCGAUCACCACGUGGUCUAACAGCUGUGGGGAACAACCAGCUGCUCGUGUGUGGGUGUUACAGUGACAACAUCCUGUUACUGGAAACGCUCACCGGCAAGAUAACCCAACUGUUGGGGAAGGAAGAGGGGAUAGAGAGGCCACUCAGUGUGGCUUACUGUUCACUGAGAAAGAUGAUGUUUGUCACCUGCUGGCCUUAUAACAAACCUGAAUUACGGAACUUCGUGAAAGUUUUCAAAGUUGCGUAGCAAUUGCAUUUAGUUUUACAUAAUUUGAUGUCAUUGUAAAUAUAUGGUAUUUUCUUUGUGAAAAUGCACACGUUUUCAAAUGUUAUUAAUGUAUCAAUUGUUUUAUGAUUUAAAUACUUUGCCGAUAACAGCUAAAAUAAUAGUUAAACGGUUAUCUCUGCUAUGCCGACGCACGUGCCUUACUGUUCACAGAAGAAUAUGCCUUUAGUCACAUGCAGACAUCUGGACAGAUCUAAGACCCAUCGGUAAUUUUAUAGUCGUGCGUUUUCAGAUACGAUUUUAACGGUUAACAAUUGUUAUCAGUUGAUAAUUUCUAUAAAUGCAUUUUUAGUAACUAGUUCAUAGUUUAUCAAUCAAAAUUUAUCUUUGUUAUACAUGUGUAUGUAUUGAUUUCGAAUACGAGUGUCACUUCAAACUAAAAGCGUUUCGUUUAAACAUGGAAAUAAUAAAAGAAAUAUAACGAUAUUACUUAACGAUAGUACUCUUUUCUUACGACUUAUAGCACGUUUUGUUCGAUCUAAAAACAUGCAAAUGAAAGUUUUGUUUAACUUGGUCUUCUCACCCAUGUGUUUUGAUGAAUAAAGCUUAGAUGGGCAUAGAUUCUAUAGUAAUUCACGUUUGAAUUUAAUUGUUAAUUCACUGUAAAUUCUUUUAUAUUUUAUGUAAUAUUCAAUUAAAUAUUAUAUCAUAUAAUAUUAAUUCAUUCUCACAUGUAUAUUCCAGAAACAAUCAAAUCAAAUGAAUUUAGCGUAUAAUAUGAUAUGUGUUAAAAUUGUUACAUGCCAUAUAUAUAUAUAUGUGUGUGUGUGUGUGUGUGUGUGUGUGUGCGUGCGUGCGUGCGUGUGUGUGUGUGUGUGUGUGUGUGUGUGUGUGUGUGUGUUUUGUUUGUAUAUAUGUUAUUAUGACGAUAAGCUUGUUAUGCUUAAGUCUAAUAAAUAUUCUGUUCUGUUCUGUAUAUUCUGUAUUUGAAUCCAGGACAUGUUACACAUUAAGAACUUAUUAAUUAAGCAUUGUUUGAAAUGAAGCCCAUUAGGGUCUCACUACCUUAAUUGAAGACUAAUUGAUGUGGAAAAUGAUACAAUAAUGACAAUAGAUGAUGAAAUCAUACUUUUGAAGAUAAAAUACCUGGAAAAAAACUUGUCAGUUUAUAGCGCUGUUAAAUCACAAUGUCUGGCUUUUCUUUAUAUUUUUUUUUAAAUGAGGAUGUUUAUGCAAUACAUUGACUUGAUGAUUAUUUUAUAAUACGACAUUUAUUGUUUUCUUGUAUGCAUAUUAAAACCAUAA